CUCACCUGUGCUCGUGCUCACUCGCUUUCAAACGAGCGGUCCCUUCAUUAGUAACCUCAUAAAGCAUCAUGGCAUCUUGUCAGCUGUACGGUUGAACGCGUCAGUCCUGUGAGCUCGCCGUGCACGCGCGUCCUUGGGUUGUUUUUUAUUGUCUUGUCGUGGGGUCAGUCGGAGUGAUAUCAGCAUGAGAGCAGUGUCCUUAAGGCGGCCGAUCCUCAUACUGGGGGGGAUGGGGCUCGUCCUGUUCGUGAGCGCGUUUCUAAAGAAUGGAUAUGAGCAUGCGGCGGAGGCUGGCAAAGAGGUGGGCACACCGCGGAUGGUCCGGAGUUUUUCUGACCUGGAGACAAGUAUCAACAAUCUCUACAAUGUCAUCAAAGUUUUUGAGCAAAAGCAGGACACCAUGCAGAAAAUGCUCGAAGAGGACAGAGACAGAUGGAGGAAAGCUGUAGAGGUCAAACAGCCCCCCGUCAAAGAGCAACCUGAAGCAAAGAUCGAGGACCAGAAGGAGGCCCUUGUAGAGCAAAAGUCAAAGAAACUGUUCCCCGACUCUGCCCUAUUCAAGGAGUGGGGGGAAAACCUGUCAGAGGAUGACCAAAGAGAGGCACAGGGUUUGUUUGAGAAGUACGGAUACAACGUGUUUCUCAGCGAUCGCCUUCCUCUAGACCGAGCUCUCCCAGAUACGAGGGAUCCAAGGUGUUUGAAAAAGACUUACCCAAAGGACCUGCCAACUGUCGGAGUGGUCCUGAUCUACCUGAAUGAGGCCCUGUCUAUCCUCAAAAGAGCUCUGCGCAGCAUCAUCGACCGCACCCCUAAAGACCUGCUGAAGGAGAUAAUAUUGGUGGAUGACAAUAGCUCUAACGAGGACCUGAAGGGGGACCUUGACGCGUACGUGAAGUCGCUUGAGCAGCAGAACCCAAGUUUCCGUAUUAUAAGAGUGAGGCACAGUGAGCAGCAAGGCCUUGCAUACGCCAGGGCCUCUGGGUGGAGGGCAGCUUCUGCUGACGUGGUGGCCAUCCUGGACGCGCACAUCGAAGUCCAUGAGCAGUGGGCUGAACCCCUGCUGACACAGAUCAAAGCUGACCGAACUGUGGUAACGUCCCCUGUGUUUGACAGAGUCAACUUUGACGACCUCAAGGUCAUUCGCUAUGGUCCAGCAGCACACGCCUUCGACUGGGCUUUGUGGUGCAUGUAUGAGGGUUUUUUGGACGACUAUUACAAACUCAAAGACGACUCGUUGCCUGGAAAGAGUCCAUCUGUCAUGGGGAUUCUAGUUGCUGAUAGGAAGUUUUUAGGAGAAAUUGGAGUCCUUGAUGAAGGAAUGAAAGUGUACGGCGGAGAAAACGUUGAGCUUGGAAUUCGUGUGUGGACAUGUGGAGGCAGUGUUGAAGUAGUUCCAUGCUCUAAGAUCGCCCACAUUGAAAGAGCCCACAAGCCCUACAUGCCUGACCUGGCCCCAGCCAUGAAGAGAAACGCCCUGAGGGUAGCAGAAAUCUGGAUGGAUGAAUACAAACAUAACAUCAACUUGGCUUGGAACUUGCCAUUUGAGAAUCACGGAAUUGACAUUGGGGAUGUCUCCGAGAGGAAGAAACUCAGGGAGAGGUUAAAGUGUAAACCUUUCAAAUGGUACCUGGAAAAUGUGUAUCCCAAGUUGGAUCCCUGGGAUGACCUACUUGGCUAUGGUGGUAUGAAGAAUCUUGAUGCUGACAUGUGCAUAGACCAAGGCCCAGUGCCAGGUCACACACCCAUUGCCUAUCACUGCUAUUACUACGGACCUCAAUACACUUACUAUCGCUCAACCGGUGAGCUGUAUAUCGGCGGCUUGAAGUCCCACAAAUACAAUGACAACCGGUGUUUAACGGACAUUGGGCAAAAAGAAACGGAGCCUGGCCUUUACAACUGCAGAGAGGCUAUGCAGAAAGGAAUGGGGAUUUAUUGGGACUUCACACAGGGCAAAGAACUGAAGAACAAACAGACAAAAAGAUGUCUGGAGAUUAUAAACGGCAAACUUCUAAUACAGGAAUGCUCUGGCCAACAAUGGGAGAUCCAAAACAUAAUCAAAGCCUUUUAAAGUGUUAAAGUGUGUGUGUGUGUGUGGUGGGGCAACAGGAAAUGCACUUCUGUGCUUAUAGGUCAGUGGAUGAUAUCACCUGAAUGAAGUCAAUGAAAUGUGACGAUGACUCUUGUAAUUAUUAUUUAUUUGUAGGUUCUCUUUUUGGCUUGGAAAAAGGUGCAUAAUUGACUUGGUAAAUUUGCUCAUCUUAUGAAUCGACCUGAAGGCUGCACAUGAUAAUUAUUUGAACUAUGUAUUAAAUUGUAAUUUUAUAAUCUUUGGCCAUACUAAAUUGAAGCAUUAAAAUUGUCAAAAAAUGCCAUGGUUUUCGAUUUACAAGAGCAAAACAGAAAGUUGAGCAAAUCCCAUAUUAUUGUGGUUCUAUUCCUUUCAUGCUUCAUGAUCCAAAUGUAUGAUUAUGAUCAUUAGUCUGUCUGUUCCUGCUGUGGUGAUCAGAUAAAAUGUGUGACUUGUCAGGUUUUGUUACCAUGGAUACAAACUCACUCUUGUUCUCAGAUACAAAGAAGUUUCAUGGAGUUGAUGCUGUUAAGUGCAUGACUCUGGCUGGUGAUGCACCAGCAGUUCACCAGUGUGUCUUUAGUACAGGUUUUCUGUGGAAAAGAUCAUUCCUGGGACCACAUUAAUGCACCACAUCUUACCUCAGGCUGCUUAUAAAGAAAACGCCACCAUUUCACACCUUAGAGAUGCAAGUUAAUCCUUUUCCCGCCCUCAAUUAUUCCACUCAGGUACAUCAAAUAUAAUCUGUCCAAGCACUAAAGCUAAGCAAAUGUUUGGAUUUUCUUGGGAUUAAAUUUGGAGUGCAGUGACAAAUAUUUCCUUAAUCAUAAAACAGACACUUUUAGUCAGAUGCAAUUGUUUUUGUUGUACUCUGAUGAAAUGUAACUUUCAGAUUUUAGUGCUAUAACAAUUUGUCAACUCUUACAAAUGCUACAGCUGGAAGCAUUUUUAUGCAGUUGGGUGAAUAUGAGGUUUGAAGCAAGUUUUUCAUGUGUUACAGAAAAAGGCAAACACAAACCACAAGGCGAGGGAAAAGUAAAUGAAGUAAAGGGCAACAAAGGUGUAAAAAUAGUGGAUUAAGAAAAUAAUGAACAGGCUCAUCAAUGAGUAAACAUCAGUGUGCGUGCAUAGAGUCAGGUUCAACAGUAAAGAGGUCGUGUAGUUCACGGGGCUGUGGGUUGUGCUGAACUGGAUAACCAAGUCUCCCUCUACAAAGACUCCUUUGUGGAUGUACAGUGUUGUCUGUUUGUCUUUUUGUCUUAACCUUUGUAAUUCUAAGAACUUCUGGAAGAGUCAACAGUUAAAGUAACUGACUGUUGAUUAGCACUGGCCAUUCACUUUUAAAUAUACCCUUUGUGCUUCACCAUUAAUUUUGUUAUAUAAAUUACAACAGACAUCUGACUGAAUGGUUGUUGUUGGGCAACUGACAGACAUAUUGUAAAAAAAAAAAAAAAAAAAAGCUCUGUCUUGAGGUAUGCAUUUAAAAAAUAACAUGCAAUUGUUAGUCUAAUUAUGUGAGUUGUGGUUGGGUGUGUUAAUAAUGUCCUGGUGUCAGUGGAAAACUAAGGUCCCACUUGUGUAAAACAGAUGGCACCUUUGAAUGUAACUGUGUAUUAAUUAUUUUGAGUGUAUAAGUGAUCUUGGUGUUUUGUUGAGACUGCAACGUGUUGUAUAAUAAUCUACAGCCCUAAUCUCUCCUGGAGAACUUUACCUCUAGUGUCAAGGAAAGGGGUCGCUAUAUUUGGGAGUUGGGUUAUGGAUUUGCAGACGGGGGAGGCCAACAAAGUUUUGUUUUGUUGUGCUGAGACAAAGGCUUAUGUUUACAUUUUUUUUUAUCAUAAUUUGGAAAUAAAAUGUUUAUAAAACUGGCUGAUGUUUGAAUUUAUAGUUCUAGCCUAUCAGCUCUAAAAGCUGCAGCUCAACAUACAUGCUUGUAUAGCUCAGUUGUAUGUUUGUGUUCAUUAGAAGUGAAGAGAUACACUCUCAAAGGUCAUCCUAGAAGGGUUCACUGUCACCACCAACAUACUUUCAGAGAGUGAAGAAUCAUUUACUCUGCACAGACUGUCAUAUGGAGGAUCUAGUUUUCCUUCUGGGCACAGACAGGAGGCUGAUCAGCAGGUUAUAAUACACUAACCUUUCAAUCAGUGAGCUGUCCUGUGACAUUAGAAACUGCAUGAUUUUAUUAAGUCAUAUAAUGUGUGUGUGAUCAUCUUUGUUGGGGGACAUAAAACAACCAGCACCAUCUUUUCCAACAGCUUUUAAAGAAGCCAGAUGACUGAGGACGAAUGGCUGUAUGUAGAAGAAUCUUCAUAACUGAUCAGUUGAGAAAUCUUCAGGAUACAUGCUACAGCUGACCGCUUUAUAAAUACGACCUGGUGUAGUGCUGUUAUGGAAGAACUGAAGGCAUUUUGUCAGAGGCUCAGGCUGUUCCCAGGAAAUAUGUGGAACAAAGUCCUUUUUUGUUAUUCUUCAAGCCAAUACUGGGGCUAAAGGAGCCACUUAACUCAAGAGUUUGUCACUGGUAAAAUCUUAAAUAUCUACAUCUCUCUGGAAAAUAAAAAUAAUAUAAAUACUGAAAUAUGGCCUGAUGACGGCUCUAUAGGAAAGGUUAGGUGUCACACACAUGCACUAUCACUUAAAUUUUCACUUGACUGUGAUAAUACAUGGAAGUUCAGGGGUUUACUAGAAUCAAACAGUCUUAAGUCUGGAGCCUGACCAACACAUCAGCAAGGCUGAUAAUAUCAACCAGUUUCAACUUAUUACAGAUACACUGAUGUCUGCAAUUUUGUCUGACAGUAAGUACCAAGUUGCACUACAGACAUGCCGAAGAUAGGCUUCAGAUAACCUACAGACAUUGUUGCUUUUGUUAUCAUGGUCACAGAUCUUUAACAACCAAAUUUCCUCAGUCUUUUACAAUAUGGGUGCUGACGCUCGGCAUGGGAAGUAUGAAAACUCAAGACUAAUUUGGCAAAAAGAUCUAAAUUGUAACAUUGAGGUGCAUGCAUGGAAACAUGUAAUAAAUACAAGAUAGUAUUGUUGAUGUCAGUGGUAAAUUUACACACAAGAUCUUUUAAACAUACUAUUUUGUACAAAUAAGGCAUAAAAUGAUACAGAACAACUUAUGUUGGAAGUGUAGCAUAGAGGCAGGUACCUCCUUACAUUCAUUGUGGGAAUGUUCUUUGGUUUCUCUGUUCUGGAAAGAGGUUAUUGGAAAAUUGGAUGGAAAAAAAAUAUCCCUACCAGAAUCUCCCCAAUUUUGUCUUCUAAGAGACAGAUCAGAGUUAGCACCAGGAAUAUCUCAAGCAGAAUUUGGUUUGGCACUUACAGGCUUCAUUACUGCAGCUAAAAUAUUCCUCACCACUGGAAGAGCAUGAAUCAACCAGACUUUUCUGACUGUGUUUAACUGGUUAUGCUGUCUUUGAAUUGAUGACAGUUGGGUUAAAUGAUAACAAAGGAAAUUUUUUUACCAAGAUGUAAAGGGAGGAGGACGUUUUAUUUAACGUCCUUAAAUUGGGGAUAUGUGGGAAUGGGACACUCAAAUGAUGAUGCACUUUGCUGUGUUUAUGUGCUGAGAUAUAUAGAUAAAUAUACUGUAUAUUUACUUUUAUGUAUCUGUAUUUGUUUUAACAAUGUUGUAUUGU
Molecule: messenger RNA, 5709 nt
Organism: Epinephelus moara (kelp grouper)
Lineage: Eukaryota; Metazoa; Chordata; Actinopteri; Perciformes; Serranidae
Product: probable polypeptide N-acetylgalactosaminyltransferase 8
Exons: 12
Coding region: 185-2068 (627 amino acids)
Cellular component (GO): Golgi apparatus
Source: RefSeq, a predicted model, not a curated record